Condylura cristata (star-nosed mole) is the source of this 1697-nucleotide messenger RNA. It is a transcript of the gene ATP6AP1L, whose product is annotated as ATPase, H+ transporting, lysosomal accessory protein 1-like. NCBI's taxonomy places the organism in Eukaryota, Metazoa, Chordata, Mammalia, Eulipotyphla, Talpidae. The record is from RefSeq and is a predicted model, not a curated record. Bases 1 to 1224 code for a protein of 407 amino acids. The transcript is spliced from 9 exons. Gene Ontology annotation, cellular component: proton-transporting V-type ATPase complex.
AUGACGUUCAGCCUUCAGGAAGAGAAAUUCUCAGAAUGGACUGUUGCUCUUCAGGAAGUGGUUCUUUGGGCAAGGGGAACUGACACAAAAACCAGUGCUCAUGCUGGUUAUUCUAUGAAAACUGCAUACUAUCAAGCACCUCUUGUCCAGACCUGUCUUGCUUUCGAAAUUCCACAGAAUCAGGAAAAGGACAGAAAGGUAAAAGGAGAGGUCAAGAGUAGUGGAAGAAAGGAAAGAAAAGGAAUUAAAGGAAGUAGUAAUAAGGGCAUGAAAAGUUUUAUCUCUCGAAAAUCUUCAAAUAAAGAAGUGGUAAUAAACAGUGAUCAAGAGAAUAACGGUGAUAUGAAACCAACCCAGAAUUCUACGAUGAUACCUAUCACACAGGUCACACAGGUCUUCAACUAUAGUCUGAACAAACAAAGACAUUUAGACAAAGAAUCUUGGAAUACAUUCAGCCAUCAAAACCCAGUUAAUGUCUCCAUUGAUGGAAUUCCCUGCAUUCUCUUCUGGGCCAAAAGAAUAACAAUUAAAUUUAAGAAUCAGACCCAGCUGGACCUUACAGAAGAAGCUUUUGGCCAGAAGGCCAUAGUGGAUGCUGGCAACUCCAAGUGCAGUGAAGAAAGUGCCACGUUGUUUCUGAAGUUUGGUGAUGCUGAAAAUGCUAAAGGUCUAGCUCUAAGAUUCACCCUUACCAAUUACAACAAGCUGACCAUCCAGAGCUGGUUUAGUUUGAACCACGUUGAGAUUAUUUUCAAUAAUUCCAUCCAAGCAACUUUUAAUGCAACUGGCGUAUAUGCUCCUGCAAGUUAUUCCUACCACUGCCAUCGGGUCAGCAACCUGCAGCGCUACGAUGCCUUCUUGUUGCCCAGCGACGUGGAUGAAAUGUUAAGCCUGUGGGAGGUCACUUUUGUUGAUUUCCAGAUCCAAGGCUUUACCAUCAAGGGAGGACAAUUUGCCAAGGUGCGAGACUGUGCCUCUUCCUUCUCACCAGCCAUCCUGAUAGGCCUGGCAAUGUCCCUGAUCCUGCUGCUGGUGCUUGCCUACGCCCUGCACAUGCUUAUCUACCUGCGCUAUCUGGACCGGCACUAUGACUUCAUUGGCUCUCCUGCCCACUUCCCCCAGUUGAAAGCUCAGGAUGCAGCAGAAGAGAAGGAGCUGCUGAGGAGUCAGGGAGUUGAAUGCUAUGAACUGAGAAACCAACAGAUCUGCAAAAUUUAUGUUUAACAGCACCGGCCCCUUCCCUACAGUAAGUCCCUAAUGGGUCCUGAAAGGAGCUGCUUCUGUUCUGUGCCAUUUGACUUGUGAUAAAUGCCAUUUUAAUCAAAGGUUUGAUUGAAAAAAACAAAAAAAGGAACCACAUGAUAAAUUGCUUUUGAAGCAUCCACUGGCUUACUCAGAAGUGGGGCAAUAAAAAAAGAUGUUUCAAUAAUUCUACAGAGAUAAAUCACAGUUGUUUUCCCAAAGCUACCUUGAGAUGCUUUAGGAUGCUUUAUGUUAGGGAAUGCUAACAUAAAGGGAUGCUUUAUGUUAGGGAAACCUAACAAACACAGAACUAUAAUAUAAGAGAAUGAAAGAAAAUUCACUUGCCUUGCCUGUGCUAGUUUGGUAAGUGUCAAAAAAAAAAAAAAACCAAAACAAACAAACAAAAACAACCCAAGGUUAUCUGGAAGUUCAGAAUUGAAAAAAUUUUGUGACAU